Molecule: messenger RNA, 1850 nt
Organism: Pecten maximus
Lineage: Eukaryota; Metazoa; Mollusca; Bivalvia; Pectinida; Pectinidae
Product: RNA-binding protein FUS-like
Exons: 7
Coding region: 191-1582 (463 amino acids)
Source: RefSeq, a predicted model, not a curated record
ACCAAAUUUCUUUAUUUUCGUUUAAUUCUGCAACUGCAAAUAUUUAUCAACUUCACAAUUGACAAAUUAUGUAUGUUAUUCACGUAUUCAACAUGCAAGAUUUCUGUGAACUACCCUCUCUCACUGGAAACCGAUAUCCUAACACCUGUGAGAGAUAUUUAUAUACGUGCUUGAGAAAGACAGUUUCGGGAUGAGUAAUAAAGGUGCUGAUGUACAUCAAGAUUCAACAGAAAACAAGUCUCCGUCAGUAGAUUCUAGAGGUCCAGGUCAGCAUUCAGAACAGAGCAGUCAAAAGCCAUUAGCAGAAUCUGUUACAAAAGGGUCAGUAGGUCAAGGUCAGAGUUCAGAAGAUAACAGUCAACAGACAUUAACAGAUUCUGGUACACAAGGGUCAGGAGGUCUAGGUCAGAGUUCAGAAGAUAGCAGUCAACAGACAUUAGCAGAUUCUGAUGCACAAGGAUCAGGAGGUCAAGGUCAGAGUUCAGAAGAUAGCAUUCAACAGACAUUAGCAGAUUCUGGUACACAAAGGUCAGGAGGUCAAGGUCAGAACUCAGAAGAUAGCAGUCAACAGACAUUAGCAGAUUCUGGUACACAAAGGUCAGGAGGUCAAGGUCAGAGUUCAGAAGAUAGCAGUCAACAGACAUUAGCAGAUUCUGGUACACAAGGGUCAGGAGGUCAAGGUCAGAGUUCAAAAGAUAGCAGUCAACAGACAGCAGAUUCUGGUACACAAGGGUCAGGAGGUCAAGGUCAGAGUUCAGAAGAUAGUCAGCAGACAUUAGCAGAUUCUGGUACAAAACAGUCAGGAGGUCAAGGUGAAGAAGCUGUCGACAAGGAUACAGGAAAUAGAUUGAAAUCCGUAGGAACACAAGUGGUGCAGAGGACAGUCAUACAAGACUACUUAGAAUUUCUGGGGUUAAUCUGUACCACAAAAAAUUACAGAUUUGGACUGAUAAUGCAUACUAGUGUGACAAUUGCUGUACUGGUUAGUUGGAGUGUAAUAUGGCAGCCAGCUACAGAUUUUUUCUGUUACGAAGUUUUCAAGUAUCCAAGACCACUAGAAUUGGAUCCCAGGGAAGUAACCAAUUUCAUGGAACAGUAUAAUCCUGAAUGUAACUUGACAGAACUACAAACUAAUUACAAUAAACUAGAGAAGAAGUAUUUAUCCCUGCAAAAUAAUGUCAGUUAUCUACAGGGAAAUGCUGAAGAUUUUAAUAAAAGACUUGUAAACCAUGCCGAACAAAUACAAAACACCAGUGUGUCGGUGAAAAACGUCGGUUCAAAUAUGACUGAAGUCAAAGGUCAACUUCGUCACCAGUCUGAGCAGACACACAGAGUUCAAAGGGACAUAGACCAAACAAUACUGAAACAGAUAGCCGAAGAGCCAUGGAAGUACAUCAGUAUCAUUGUAGCUGUAGGCGAAGUCUUUCUGGUGGUGUAUGUAAUGAAGUUAAAAUCAUCAUUAAGGGACAUUGGCAGACAACCCCAGGCAGUAGUACAGCCACCAAAGUCCUUCGACAAGCAGCACACCAAUGGAUUUAAAGCCACCAAAGUCCUUCGACAAGCAGCACACCAAUGGAUUUAAAGGUCAGCCUCGGUCUGUCUUGGAUGGUAUCUCAGAAAAGUCCACGGAGAACUCUGUGUGUAUCCUGAGCUUCAAUAAUGAUCCCGAACACACAAAACAUGUUAAAGUAUCAAUGUCGUUCCUAGGUGGAAAGGUCAAGGUCACUAAAUGUAUUAUCUACAGAGAGGAGGACAUCGUAAAUGUGCCCCCAUCAAAGGUUGUAUUGGUCCAUGUUGACUUCAAUUCUCGUAACAUCAUUCUGGAGAGUCCUGAACGGGAGAUAGGGGAG